AUGGACGAACAUUUGCUGCAAACAGAUUCGGAGAUUAUUAGUAAACACUGUCUGACGGGAUUGCAUGUUGCACUGGGCUACGGGCCCUGCAGCUCCAGCUGCGGCGGCGGACGACAGAGUCGGCCGGUGGUGUGUGUCCGCACCAGCGACUACGAACCGGUGGACGAUGAAUUAUGCGACGCGCUGGUCAAACCACAGCCCAGUCGGCAGUGCAAUGUCGACGAUCCCUGCCCCGCAUUCCGGACCCGUCGCGCCGUGUGCACCUCCGAGAACGGCACGGUCUACCCGUUGUCCAUGUGCGCGUCGGCCAAGAAGCCGGAACUGUCGGAUGCCUGCGCCAAUGCGCCGCCCUGCGACGCCAUGUGGUUCUCCACGGAAUGUAGCAAAUGCUCGCAAAAUGCGGCAGUGGAUCGAAGCGGCGGUACAUUAUCUGCCUGAAGAACGACAGCGUGGUGGUCUCGUCCAGCUGCGAUAAGAAGC
Molecule: messenger RNA, 480 nt
Organism: Paramacrobiotus metropolitanus
Lineage: Eukaryota; Metazoa; Tardigrada; Eutardigrada; Parachela; Macrobiotidae
Product: papilin-like
Exons: 4
Coding region: 1-438 (145 amino acids)
Source: RefSeq, a predicted model, not a curated record